Messenger RNA from Pseudoliparis swirei, 4191 nucleotides. It is a transcript of the gene dalrd3, whose product is annotated as DALR anticodon binding domain containing 3. Bases 202 to 1941 code for a protein of 579 amino acids. Gene Ontology annotation, biological process: arginyl-tRNA aminoacylation; tRNA C3-cytosine methylation. The record is from RefSeq and is a predicted model, not a curated record. The transcript is spliced from 13 exons. Gene Ontology annotation, molecular function: tRNA binding; ATP binding; arginine-tRNA ligase activity. NCBI's taxonomy places the organism in Eukaryota, Metazoa, Chordata, Actinopteri, Perciformes, Liparidae.
GCAGUGCUCCUCUACAGUCAAUAUCUGACAUCGAUGAGCGGUUAACCGGACGGCUGGAAACGGGGCAUGUAAUUCAGCAGUGCGAGUUCAUAGCCUGCAGCAGCGCGGACCAGCGUGACGGGUUUUGGAAAGACGACGAUGAGCAGGGUGUGGAUGUGCCGAUAGCUGGUAGCACGCUUACCUGUUCGUGUGGCGGUGGAGAUGGAGAAUACCGAGGAGUCCGCGACCCUCCGGAUCACCCCGACCGUCCGGGCGCUGAGCUCCGCACUGCGGGGGAAGCGUGACGAUGUCCCCGAUUCCAGUCAGCUGAACGGCGACCGGAUCUCCCCUGAACCGGAGAAGCUUUGGUUCAAGGAAAGCAGCGCUAAAAACCUACGUAACCGGGACUUCUUGUCUCCGACCACGAUGCUGAACACGCUGUAUGCGGACGGGCAGGUCCCUCCAGCAGUGAUGUCCAGGGUACUCUCCCUCCGUGGCAGUGGGAUUCUCCCCGUGGCCGGUGGGCAGGUAAUGGGUGAGGGGUUGAGGGUGAGGGUGGACCGGGCCGCAGCCUUCAAGGCUGUCCUGGCAGAGGGAGCCACGGAGUACCUGAAGCCCUCGGGUCAGAGGCAAGGCUGUGUGGUGCUCAACUGCCCUGCACUACACCCUAAACCCAACACACCCACUCCUGAUACAUUGACUCUGGGCCAGCUGAGGACCGUUCUGUUGGCAGACCACAUGGGGGCGCUCCUGAGAAGACAGGGAUUCGCAGUGUCCUAUUGCCCAACGCUUCCUGAAGACAGCGACAUCUUCACAUUCCUCCGAGCUCUGGGCAUUGAUUGGCCGACAGCCCCAGCCAACUGGACCAACGAGGAGCGGGAGGAGAAGAUACAGGAGGCUCUGGAGAACUCCCCGUAUAGAGAGAGGGAAACCGAGAGAGGCAGGAGGACCAGCGGUGGAGGAGGAGGAGGAGGAGGGAGGAGGAGGAGGAGGAGGAAGGCAGAGGAGGGGGAGAACGAGGAAGCUCUCAGGGUCAACCUGAAACGAGUGUUCCAGGAGGAGGGACUGCUGGGAUACGACCCCAGCCUUGGUACCUGCAUAGUACACAGAGACAGCGUUUCUCACCUGGCGCAACUGGACCUCGCCACUGCUGACUGCACAGUAGCCAUGGCAACAGCGUUACAUGUUACUUCCUGUCAGGACGAGUUCCGUCAGCAGCAAAUAGCAGUGCUGUGGAGAGCUAGUGGAGCGGCAAACACACAGAGACAUCUGGUGUGUGGGCCUGUGAAGACUCCUGGUUCUCACCUCACUGCUGCACAAUUUCUGCAGCUGAGAAGAGGUCAGAUGAAGGAGGCCUCAGAGAUGAAGUAUGGAGAUCAAGUAGAAGGUCAGACGUGGGAUGACAUCAUCCGGGUCAUGACCUCUGCCACUGUCAGAUUUGAGCUGCUGUCGACGGUCCACACCAGUCCCGUGACACUGGACGUCCAUCGGGAAGGGGGCGUGUCCACCAAAGGGCCGAGAGGAGGAGUGUUUGUGAUGUAUAACUGUGCCAGGCUGCACACUCUGUUCGACAGCUACGAGAGAGGAGUGGAGAAGGGUUCAUACCCUGAAAUCCCUGAAUGCUCCCAGCUAGACUUCUCUGCUCUGAAAGAAGAGGGCGAGUGGCUUCUCCUGUUCAAUUACCUCAUCACCUUCUCCGAGCUGCUGGACCAAUCAGGACAAGCAUUAGACUGUGAAGGGAGUGGAGCCAGAGUCAAUAUUAAGACCGAACAGAUCUGUAAAUUUCUGGUUUCUCUCAGUAAAGACUUCAGCUCAUACUACAACAGAGUCCAUGUGCUGGGGGAGCCGCUGCCUCAUCUCUUCAACCAGAUGUUUUGUCGUCUGCAUCUGUUGAGAGCGCUGAGAGAGCUCUAUCACAGUGCCCUGGAUACCCUUAACCUUCCCCCCAUCAGGCAACUAUAGCUUGUGCCAGUCCACUCACCCGUGAUCACUUGUUGGCCCGACUUACCCAACGAUCUAAUACUAUGUUUUGCAAUUGUAGCUCCAUUACGUGCACGUCGCCCUUUCCCCUCAUUUUGUCAAACUAUUUUGUGACUGGGAUCAGUUCCAAGGAGACUUCAAGAAGUUAAUGGUCCCACUCGAGAAAUAGUUGGCAAAGAAGCGAUGCUUUUCAAAUCUGCUCUAAUGCUUCCAAAAAAAACACAAAACUGAGCCAACUUUCUAAAUGUCCCUCAUUAUUAUCACUCAAUCCCCACGUUCUGUUGCUAAACAUCUCUCCUCUCUGAAACACAAACGUGUCUUAGUCACUGCCUGCAGAAAAUGUUUUUGCCUUGCUUAUCUGUGCCCUUUCAUGUAUGUUACCCACGUUGUAUUUUUCAAUGCCACACAAAUGUCAUUUUUUUUAAAAAGGAAAGAAAAGGGGUACAGAAUAUAUAUUCUGCUUAUGAGUCCUAAUUGCUGUAUUCAUAAGAUUAUUUAGAGCCCACCAAUCAGUUAUCUUACGUGACAAAUCACAAAUGUUCAGUAUCAACCAGCCAUGUGUCGGAUAUAACAGGUGUUCAUGAGUUGAUUACAAAAGCAGUAUAUUAGCAGCAUUAGGGCAUUGUGCCAUAACAUUAGGAAAUGCAUGAAAAUAAUAUAUUUUUAUUUAUAUAUAUAUAUAUAUGUGUGUAUAUACAUAUGUGUACAUAUAUGUAUGUGUGUAUAUAUAUACAGGACUGUCUCAGAAAAUUAGAAUAUUGUGAUAGUUCUUUAUUUUCUGUAAUGCAAUUAAAAAAACAAAAAUGUCAUGCAUUCUGGAUUCAUUACAAAUCAACUGAAAUAUUGCAAGCCUUUUAUUCUUUUAAUAUUGCUGAUUAUGGCUUACAGCUUAAGAAAACUCUAAAAUCCUAUCUCAUAAAAUUUGAAUAUUUCCUCAGACCAAGUAAAAAAAAAGAUUUAUAACAGCAAAACAAAAUCAAACAUUUGAAAAUGUGUUUCGAGUUAAUUAGACGAUUCAAGUGAUUUGUUUAAUACCCUACUAGUAUACUUUUUCAUGAUAUUCUAAUAUUUAGAGAUAGGAUAUUUGAGUUUUCUUAAGCUGUAAGCCAUAAUCAGCAAUAUUAAAAGAAUAAAAGGCUUGCAAUAUUUCAGUUGAUUUGUAAUGAAUCCAGAAUGCAUGACAUUUUUGUUUUUUUAAUUGCAUUACAGAAAAUAAAGAACUUUAUCACAAUAUUCUAAUUUUCUGAGACAGUCCUGUAUAUGUGUGUGUGUUUAUAUAUAUAUAUAUAUAUAUAUAUAUGAAGACUUUUAUGGCAAAAAAAUAUUAUUUAUACAUUUUAUAAAUGACAAAAUGGAUCCUUGAAAUGUGAAUUGUGUUCCCUUUUCAGCUACCUUCAGAAAUGUGCCAUAGCUUGUUUUAACUCUCCGCUACACAUUAUUGUGUAGGUUGGUGGGUUAUUUCGGUGAAUAUCUCAAACAAUUAACAUACACAAGUUUCAGAUCUAUUACUCACUUCGCACUAAAUGUUGCUUGUCCCUAUGGAAUUUUUGUAUGGGAUAUUAAGAAUAUCCUGAUUAUUUACAAUGGCUGUCAUGUUAACCACAGCUGUAAUUACCACAGCAUUAAAGCGUGAGCGAUGCAAAAUGAGGGACUUUUUAUUUUUGUCCUACCUUUAAAGUGUUCAUUGUCUCACUGUAUCUUUCAACAGAUGUACUGUACAGUAUAUAUAAUAUAGACUAUGUUCACUUUAGCCAUUGUUGUGUUUCUCUUGAUGUCUUAACCCCUAAGGCUUUACAGCGCUGACCUUAUCCUGUCUCAUCCUUUUCUGCCUCCUUUUCCACCCUUACUCCAAUCUCUGGCUCCCUUUAUCCUGUGCUGUAUGACGCACUCAUAUUCAGAGCUUAAACUGGCCUGUCCUAAUUUUACUCCCACUGGCUUUUGGAAGUUCAAGUAUUUUCCUCUCCGUUUUUUUCAAGAACACGAUGGAAUUCUCCACGUGAAGACGACUCAAAUGCUUUUAACAAUUGGAGUAAAAAUAAUGCCUUAUAAAUAAAUAAUUAAUCAUCCAAUAUAGCCUUGAGACAGAUGUCAGUUCAAGAUUCAAGAUUCAAGAUGUUUUAUUUGUCACAUACACACACAGGGUGUGCAGUGAAAUGAAAGUGGCAAUGCUCAGCAGGAAUGUGCAAGGGCAACAAGUACACACUAUUUACAAUAAAAAACACAAUAUUUACA